GUGGCAGGGUUGUAAUUAUAAUGAAAUUGGUUUCUUUCUUUUCUUUUCGUUCUGAAGGAAGAACGUGUGUGUCGUCCCUAACCUCGUUCUGCAAGUUCUUCUCUGCUUGACUGCUACCUCCUUCAUCCCACAACCAAGAUGGGAGGAAAAAGUGAGAAGGGGGAGAGCAUGAAAUGGACAACCCAAAACACAAAGAUAUUCAUUGAUAUUAUUUAUGAUCGAGUGAAAAAAGGGCAGUUGCAAGAGUCAACAUUUAAGAAAACAAUUUGGGAAGAAAUAAACAUUGAGUUGCAAAAGACAAGUGGAGCACCCCUACCUGAUGGUGUUGAAAGGCUGAAGGGAAAGUUUAAUCGGCUACACCUUCAACAUCGUGAAUUUUCAACUUUGAUAUCUCGCACAAGAGUUACAUGGGAUCCUGAGGCUAACAAAGUGAAUGCUUCUGAAGAAGUUUGGGAAGAGAUGUACAAGAAAGGAAAAUUCUACAAGCAGUUUAAGAAGCAUGGAUUUGAGCAUGACUAUUAUAUCCUUGGUGAGAUAUUUAAUUCUAGUACAGCAACUAGAAAAUUAAGUCUAGCUUCUACUCAAGAGCCACCAAACUCCGAUGAAGAGAGAGAAAUAGAGGAAGACUUUCUCUCAAAAGGUGUUCAUAUUGAUUCUAAAGUUAUUGAUGUUGAUGGAGAGGAUCUGCAAGAAGUUAGUAAAAGGAGAAAAGUCACUGGGACUUCUAGUGAACGUCGUCGUAAGGAGGCAAAAAAUUCAAGGCUGGAUGUGUUAGAAUCAACUGUGACCAAAUGGUCUAACACAAUGGAUGCAAGGGCAGAUAGAUAUAAAAAUGAAGCUGAUUCUUCUGCAGGCGCAUGCAUUAAAUUAUAAGAGUCCAUGGAUGGUAUUUCCCCAAAAGUUUUCAACAUUGUCGUGGAGAAGUUUACAAAUAAGGAUUUGAGAAAAAUGUUUAUAGCAAUGUCUUCAAUUAGGAAGAUGGAUUGGAUAGCAUCUCUUGAGUAGUAUCAUUUAAUUGAUUCCAAUUUUCUGUUAUUUUGUUUAUGAGAUUGAAGAUCGGAUUUUCUUGUUUUGUUUCCUUAUUAGUAUUGAAUUUCUAUGAUAUGCGUUUAAUG
Lotus japonicus is the source of this 1115-nucleotide messenger RNA. RefSeq lists its product as uncharacterized. NCBI's taxonomy places the organism in Eukaryota, Viridiplantae, Streptophyta, Magnoliopsida, Fabales, Fabaceae. The transcript is spliced from 3 exons. The record is from RefSeq and is a predicted model, not a curated record. The coding region runs from base 139 to 873 and encodes 244 amino acids.